GUAUAUAUUGUAUCUGCAAAGUGUAUUUUGCAUACAUUGUUCUACUAACAGUCUCACUGUACGGUUAACUCGACUUUUUCGAAUUUAUUUUGAAAUUUUUCACGUGUUUUUUUAAAACGUAAACAAACCACCUGCAUCAACAUGUCGAAAAUUAUCUCGAUUGUAUUCUGCUCCCUAUUCUUGGCUGCUAUCAUCUCACAAGUGUUCGGUUUCCCCGAACCUGAACCCGAACCACAACAUUAUGGUGGUUAUGGAGGACAUUACGGCGGUGGUCAUCACCACGGAGGACAUCACGGUGGUCAUCAUGGUGGACAUCACGGUGGUCAUCAUGGCGGACACCAUGGAGGUGGAGGACACUACCAUCACGGUUAAGAAACCAAAGCUCAAAGUUACCUAUUUGACUAUACCUAUACCUUGUACUAUUUGAUUUGCGUUAUUUCAUUCGUCGUCCAUCGUCUCCCUGGAUUAUUUAUUUUCUCCUUUAGUCAGCAUGCUGUAUAUAGUUUUUAAUUUGUAUUAUUUGUGUAUUUGAUAUUGUUUUAGCCUUUUGUGUAUGUGUAUUUGUAUAAAAUAAAUCGUUGAUCAACCUCACUAA
Molecule: messenger RNA, 595 nt
Organism: Planococcus citri (citrus mealybug)
Lineage: Eukaryota; Metazoa; Arthropoda; Insecta; Hemiptera; Pseudococcidae
Exons: 2
Coding region: 142-372 (76 amino acids)
Source: RefSeq, a predicted model, not a curated record